AUGUCGGAGUCCUUGGGACCACGGAACCCCCGGUUCCCCUCCCGAAUCCGGGGGGUCCCGAGUGUCCCCCGGGACAAAACCCCACUCUGGGGGUUUGCGGGGGGCUGUGUCCGGGGUCUGGGGGAGGCACAUCCCGAGCUGGGGGCUUCCCGGUGUGACCCCUCCAUCCCUGUUCCCGCAGUCCUGCUGACGGGCGGCAUCGUGGCCGUGGCGGGGCAGUUCAAGGGCUGGUACUUCGCGGCGUAUUCCAUCGCGGCAGGCGUCCUGGUCUGCCUGCUGGAAUAUCCCAGGAGCAAGCGGAAAAAGGGCUCCACCAUGGAGAGGUGUGGCCAGAAGUACCUGACAGCCGUGGUGAAGCUGUUCGGGCCCCUCACCAGGAAUUAUUACGUCCGAGCCAUCCUUCAUGCCGCCCUGGCUGUCCCUGCCGGAUUCCUCCUCUCCACCAUCCUCGGCACCGUCUGCCUGGGCAUCGCCAGCGGCAUCUACCUGCUGGCUGCAGUUCGAGGGGAGGAGUGGAGACCCAUCCGACCUCCCCCCGAUGCCCGCAAGAAGCAGCCGGAGGUGGGGGGGCAGGUGAACCCCAUCCCUGUGGAGGCAGAAUGAUGGGGGAUCCUCCUGCCCCACUGCCCUGCUCCUGCUCCUGCUUCCCAGCUGCUCCUGGAUCCGCUGCAGGGAAGGGGCUCCUGGGGAUCCCCAAAACCCUGGGGGAGCUGAGCUCCUUGGUGUGGGUCCCCAGCUCCUGGUGAUGCUCAGAUCCCUGGGAUCAUUAAAUCCCCCUGGGCUCCCCAAGGGAUUCCCCAGUGAUGCUGUGGGGUCCCCAGCUCCUGGGCAUCACCAGACCCCCAGCAAUGCUCAGCUCCCUGCAGGAUCUCCAUCUCCUAGGGGUCCCCAAAUCCCCAAAGAUGCUCAGCUCCCAAAUUGCCAUGCAUGUGAUGCUCCCUGGGGGGUUUCCAGCCUCUGGGGGCUUCUCAACUUCUGGAGAUUCCCAGAUCCCUGGGGCUGCUCAACUCCCUAUGGAGUGUCCAGCUCCCAGGAGCUCCCCAGCUCCUGGACCACCCCAAACCCCCAAUGAUGUCCAGUUUCCUGUGGGAUCUGCAGCUCCCAAAGACUUCCCAGCUCCUAAGGGUGCCCCAAAUCCUUGGGGAUUCUCAGCUCCCUCUGAGUCUCCUGUUGCCAGGGGCUCCUCAGCUCCUGGGAAACCCCAAAUCCCUGGACGAGCUCAGCUCCCUGAGGGUCCCAACUCUCCAAGAACCCCCCAGUUUCCUGGGGGAUCCCCAAAUCCCUGUGGAACUCCAGCUCUCAGGGAAUCCCCUGCGCCCUGGGGGGGAUCAGGCAGCUCUGCUCCGGCUCUCCCUGGUUUUUGUCAUUUCUGCAGUUGCUGUUGCAAUAAAAAGUGGGAAAGGCACUGGCUGCCCCUGG
Molecule: messenger RNA, 1419 nt
Organism: Cyanistes caeruleus (blue tit)
Lineage: Eukaryota; Metazoa; Chordata; Aves; Passeriformes; Paridae
Source: RefSeq, a predicted model, not a curated record